GCUGUCUGUCUGAGACACUUCAAUCCGCAGUCAUACAGAUUCGUUUAGACUAAUGGUCAUGUGAUAGCGGUGUUUUACACGCGAUUGCGGUCGAUUCCUAAAGCCUAUUUCUGUUUACUGCGUAGUGAGACCAUGCAAAGACUUUAGGAGGCAGAAGAUGGAAACCGUGAAAAAAUGGAAUAAUGAUUUCAUUGCACUUAACCAGCUGGAUACGAAAAUCCACUCCAAACAACAUGGCAUGAUUGCAGAUCUUGAGAGUAUUCAGAAGGUUCUUGGCAAUCAUUUACAGCUCCAGCCCAUUUCUCGUUCAGCAUGUGCUGUUGGCUCCUGUCCAGAUCUGAUGAUGAGUAGGAAUGAGCAGCGUGAGUUACGGCCAGCCUCGGUGGCUUUGACCCCACAGCUGCCCCCCAGAACCCACCGGCCGCUCUGUCUCUCAGUUUCUUCAGACAGCAAUGGCCGCUUCAAAGCUCUGGAGACACAGGAAUGGAAGAACAACCUCAAAGCUCAGAUGGAGCAGGCCCACAGUGCUGGUGCAGCCAGCAGCACGGGUUCUCUAGAGCGAGCCUCCCUUUUCUGUGCCUCUGGCUCCACCACUGCCUCUAGCUCAGGCCUCUCAAGUCCUGUUGAGCUUCUCGGCAAAAGCAAGUCCUCUAGCCGCUUCUCGCUCUUCUCACCACCAUGGAACAGCAGCUCAGAGUCUGAUUCAAACCCUCCAUCGCGCUCUGGCUCCAAGAAACUGCGGCGUAGAGCCGGUCCAGGGGGUGUUAAGACUAGCCCGGAGACCCCUGAACCCAAACCUAGUGGCCCGGAACACUUCCACUACUCUGAACCAGUAAUCUCCAAAGUAACAGACUACAUCUACAUUGGGAACGUUAACGCAGCGUAUAGCGGGCGCAUGCUGUGCCGGAACAACAUUGACAGCAUAAUCGACAUGAGCAGCCUGCCAGGCGAGACAUGCCUCAACCUGAUCCCUUGCACAUGCUCGAGAGGCACAAAGCACAGCUGGUCACGCCUGAAAGUGCACAUGGAGGAACCGAGAGAGCUGGGUGAUGAUGGUGCAGAGCUGCACCAGCGUUGCUUUGAUGCCAUCAAUGAGUGCAUCGAUGCUUCGGCAGGAAAGAGGAAGCGAGUGCUGGUUCACUGCCGUGAUGGCUUCUCGCUUGCUCCUACAUGCAUCAUCCAGUACCUCAUGAUCAAGCACAACAUGAGGCUGAUCGCUGCGUAUGAGCUGCUCAGGGCCAAGCACCCGGUUAACAUCCGCGAGUGCCACCAGAAUGCUUUAGUGAGUCUGGAGAGGACACUUAGACCUGGUGGAAACACUGACCCUGAGUGCUUCAAACAGGCCAUCUCACGCAAGCUAGCUUGGACCUAAACAUACCAUCAUGCGUUUCUUUUCAGCCUCAUACUGAUUUAUCGGGGACACUUUUAGGAUUGGCAGCUUGGGUAUAAUUACUGAUCCUAGUGAUUAGACACUGGCUAUUCAAAUAAGAUUCGUUCAUUCAUUCAUUCAAAAAAAAAAAAAAAAAACUUCUUCCAGACUAUAUCUGAGAUGAGAAAACUUAAGAUCAAGUACUGUAUAGCUGCUAAACAGGAGAGCCGGAGUGAAAAUGUCUGCUCGAGUGUUAAAAAAGACUCUGGUGCUGAAGUCUUGUGUAUAUGAGGGUUGCAGCCAUAGUGUUGUAAUAUUUUUCUUUCAGGGCACCGUGACGGGAAAUCUCAGGAGACCUAGUGAUGUCAAAUCAUGUCUACUGGAUGGGGAGUGUAGUGAUUCUCCAAAAUGGACUACCUUUGAACAGUGGAUAAGCAUCAGUCUUGUGCCAUGUUUCCCAACUCAAUCCUCAAGACCCUCCAGACUCUCCAACUUCAGGCUUUCUCUUAGCUAGCAACAAACACAAACCAAGCCAUGCAGCACAGCUGCGUUGGGAGAGAGCAACAAAGUGAACAGUCUGGGAGGUUUGGGAGACACUGAUCUGGCAUCAAGUCUUUAACUGAUGCUGUUGUAAAAAUGAGCCAACAUUGAAUCUGGACCAUUUUGGUAAACCAUGCAUUUUUCAGAGGCGGUGGACAUAAUUAAUUUUCCUCCAUGAGGAAUCUGGUCACAACAUGUUCCCAGUCAUGUGAUUAUCACCAUCUUUUCAAGUUUGAGUGCAAAAGUUUGCAUAACCUUGGCACAAAGUAAAAAAAGACAUUUACAUUUACAAAGGGGGGGCACGGUGGCUUAGUGGUUAGCACGUUCGCCUCACACCUCCAGGGUUGGGGGUUCGAUUCCCGCCUCCGCCUUGUUUGUGUGGAGUUUGCAUGUUCUCCCCGUGCCUCGGGGGUUUCCUCCUGGUACUCCGGUUUCCUCCCCCGGUCCAAAGACAUGCAUGGUAGGUUGAUUGGUAUCUCUGGAAAAUUGUCCGUAGUGUGUGAGUGCGUGAGUGAAUGAGAGUGUGUGUGUGCCCUGUGAUGGGUUGGCACUCCGUCCAGGGUGUAUCCUGCCUUGAUGCCCGAUGAUGCCUGAGAUUGGCACAGGCUCCCCGUGACCCGAGGUAGUUCAGAUAAGCGGUAGAAAAUGAAUGAAUGAAUAAACAUUUACAAAGGUAGUUUUAACAGUUUUUUUUCUACAGUAUCACUAGUAACAAAAAAGAUAUUAACAUUGAUCCCAAGUCUAAGUAUUAGUUCUAAAUUAAAAUGUUCUCUAAUAAGCCGUUCACCUUUCCAAAAUAUUUGCAGAUUUUGGAUCGGUUUAUUUGUAAUAUUCCUGUCCCUUACUACCCAUGCCAGGGUUGGACCUUUUUUUAUUAUUUUUUUUUUAUUAUUAUUAUUAUACCACUAAGCAGAACAGAUUAAGAGGUUUUUGCUUUUGGCUCUUAUCAAUUUCAAAUAUACCUUUUUUCAUCCCAAGAGAAUUCAAGAUGCAAACUGUUGUACUCACAUAGAGCUUUGUGCUUGGAAAGCGAGAUAUCUUGUGUCUGGUACCAAAUAGUGUGGGGUUUGUGGGGUUGUCACCAUUAGUAGUAUGGAUUUUGACUGACUUGUGAAGCAGUGAAGUACUGCAAAGACAUUUUUUAUUGCACUAACUAGACAUUGUAAAAAAAAAACUGCACAGCUGAAAUGUUUAACUGACAUGCCACUUCUUUUGGUUAUUCAUUGCUCAGCACAGAUAGACUUUACUAUUUUUAGAUGAAUAUGAUGCACAUGCUUCCUGUGUACUGAUUAUUAAUUGAUGCUAGAUUACUCUGUUGUGUUUCAAUUCACCAUGUAGGAAGUUCUAAUCAACCUCUUGUGUAGUAUUGCUUAUGCUUGUGUACAGUAAUUAUUCAGUUUUAAUAUUUUAGUGAGCAGUGUGCUGAGGUGGUGCAUUUCUGAGUUUUUGGUGCCUUUGAACUCGUCCUGCGUGAUUGUAUUGUGAGACUCGCACUAUGUAUGCAGUUGUCAGGCACUGACAAUGUUUUUAUACUCUGGAAUAUUCUGUAUAAUGGCUAAUCCUUGUCCUGCUGCCAGUCCUGCAUUGUGGUGUAUAGCAGGACACAGCUCAGUUCAGUAAUGUGAAGGUUUUGUUGCAGUGAUCAUUCUGUGAGCGGUGCCAGUGUUUUCAACCCUUGUGGCGAUGACUAGUGCAACUCUGUCUGACUGAUCGUAAAUUCUCUCCACUGCUAUGCUCCUUUCCUAAAACAUUAUCCACAGUCCAAUCUUCUAUGGCCUAACUACAGUGCUUUUCUUUUGCUGUUUAUUUCUAACAGUUUAAUUGAUCUCAGGUGAACUUCAUCAACCUAAAUUAUAAUGUUCUCUGUUUAAACUAGAAAACGGAACAAUGUUUGCAAUGUAUUUUCUGUAUCAUGUUUUUAAAGUCUUAUGCAUUUGUAUAUGUAGAUAUUAAAGAAAACAUUCGGUUCAUUUUU
Tachysurus vachellii is the source of this 3884-nucleotide messenger RNA. RefSeq names its product dual specificity protein phosphatase MPK-4. Lineage: Eukaryota; Metazoa; Chordata; Actinopteri; Siluriformes; Bagridae. Gene Ontology annotation, biological process: negative regulation of MAPK cascade; protein dephosphorylation. The transcript has 5 exons. Gene Ontology annotation, molecular function: MAP kinase tyrosine/serine/threonine phosphatase activity; protein tyrosine/threonine phosphatase activity. Bases 158 to 1372 code for a protein of 404 amino acids. The record is from RefSeq and is a predicted model, not a curated record. Gene Ontology annotation, cellular component: cytoplasm.